AUGAAGUUCGCGUUGCGAAUACUGGCCGAUUAUGAUGUGAAAGAUAUUCCGAAGGCCGGGUCGGGUGGCAUUUGUGAUGGCAAAAAUUUUGCAAAUGCACGGUCACUGACACUAGCACCAACAAUGGACCAGCAAUUUUGUUUGCGCUGGAACAACCACCCAACCAACCUGACAGAUGUGCUUGCAAGCCUAUUACAAAGAGAAGCACUUUGCGAUGUGACACUUGCAUGUGAUGGGGAGACAGUCAAGGCUCAUCAAACAAUACUCUCAGCAUGUUCCCCAUAUUUUGAAAGUAUAUUCUUACAAAAUUCUCAUCCACAUCCAAUUAUAUUCCUAAAAGAUGUGCGGUAUUCGGAAAUGAAAUCUCUGUUAGAUUUCAUGUAUAAGGGUGAGGUGAAUGUUGGCCAAAACAUGCUACCGAUGUUCCUAAAGACUGCUGAAAGUUUACAAGUUAGAGGUUUGACAGAAAACAAUACAUUGAAUCCUAAGUCAGAAGAGCGUUCAACGCCGUCCGUGAGCGCAGAGAAUCUGUCGUCCCGCGGCGAAUCCUUUGCAACGCCGCCCGCUGCGCACGCGCCGGCUGCCCUCACACCGCUGCCGCAGCCCGCGCACACGCCGCACCAUGCUGUGCCGCCGGAGAAACGUCGCAGGAAAAACUCGACGGUGCCACGGGAGGACAUAGAAAUGCCGUAUCGGCACUAUGAGGGUCACGUAAAAGCGAACACAGGGAAGGGUGGGUCGACCGAGUCCGGGUCGGAGCCGUCCACGCCGCCGCCGGCGCACGCGGGCCGCGCGGCGCGCUCGCCCGCGCACACGCCGCUCGUCAAGCAGGAGCCCGACGCGCCCUACCCCCACUCGCAGCACCCCCACCAGCCGCACCACUACGACCAGACGCAUCUACCGGCAAUGGGUGUAGUAAACGAAAUGGCAUCAAUACUCACACCGCACCAACUGAGCAACGAGUGCAACGAGAGCGAGCAGAUCAUGCAGCCGCACCCGGACCAGACAGACACUAUCGACGGUGAAAAAUAUGCCGACGAAAACGAUAUACCUCAGGAACCAUUCGGCCAGAAUAUAGCAAAUAUCGAAAAUAUAGUAAAAUCAUUUAAAAUAGUACUAAAUCAAAAACCGUACAAUGCGCCCAUGCCCUGUAAAAUAUGUGGUAAAAAUGUUAGCAAUAUAAAGAAACAUUUAAAAUCUCAUAAUCCUGAACAACAUAAGUGUCCCCUGUGCCCGAUUGUCCUAACGCGAGCAGAUAAUUUGAAGCGACAUUUGAGAAUGAAACACUGUUCCGUAUUGGGUCAGAGUAAUGUGUCGAACAUACAGACACACUGUGAG
This is a messenger RNA of Brenthis ino (lesser marbled fritillary), 1338 nucleotides long. The record is from the annotation of a GenBank genome assembly. NCBI's taxonomy places the organism in Eukaryota, Metazoa, Arthropoda, Insecta, Lepidoptera, Nymphalidae.